Hipposideros armiger (great roundleaf bat) is the source of this 2674-nucleotide messenger RNA. RefSeq names its product selectin P (gene SELP). The coding region runs from base 79 to 2013 and encodes 644 amino acids. Lineage: Eukaryota; Metazoa; Chordata; Mammalia; Chiroptera; Hipposideridae. The record is from RefSeq and is a predicted model, not a curated record. Gene Ontology annotation, biological process: cell adhesion. The transcript has 14 exons. Gene Ontology annotation, cellular component: membrane.
UGACCCUGAGGGGAGGCAGCGAGACUAUAAGAAGUGUGGGCUGGGUGGACGGCAGAAAGCCAGCCGAGGGCCGAGGAGAUGGCUAGCUGCCUCAAAACCACCUGGAGCUGGCGAGUUCAGAGCGUGGUCUUCGGAACUGCCCAACUGCUUUGCUUCAGCGCCCUGAUGACCGAGCUAAUGAACCAGAAUGAAGUGGCCGCGUGGACCUAUAACUACAGCAGCCAUGCAUACACAUGGAGCGUCUCCCGGAACUUCUGCAAGAGGUACUACACAGACCUAGUGGCCAUCCAGAAUAAAAAUGAAAUCACCUACCUCAAUGACGCCAUACCUUACUAUCAGGCUUACUACUGGAUUGGGAUCCGAAAGAUCAAUAAUACUUGGACCUGGGUGGGAACCAAAAAGGCUCUCACUGAGGAGGCUGAGAACUGGGCUGACAAUGAGCCCAACAACAAGAAGAAUAAUCAGGACUGUGUGGAGAUCUACAUCAAGAGGUCGUCGGCCCCCGGCAAGUGGAAUGAUGAACCGUGCGGAAGAAGGAAGCGGGCGCUGUGCUAUACAGCCUCGUGCCACGACACGUCCUGUAGCAAACAAGGAGAGUGUGUGGAGACCAUCGGCAACUACAGCUGCUCCUGCUACCCUGGGUUCUACGGACCAGAGUGUGAAUAUGCCAUUACAUGCGAGCCACUGGAGAACCUGGUGCAUGGAAGCAUGGAGUGCUCCCUGUCCCCGAGAGCAUUUCAGUACAACACCAACUGCAGCUUCCGCUGCGCUGAGGGGUUCGAGCUGAGAGGAGCCGACACAGUUCGCUGCGCUGACGGGGGACAGUGGACAGCACCAGCCCCGGUCUGUCAAGCAUUGCCGUGCCGGGAUCUCACGGCUCCAAACAAGGCCCAGAUGAGCUGCUCCCACCCCCUGGGCACCUUUAAGUACCAGUCCACCUGCCGCUUCAGCUGCGACGGAGGCUUACUCCUGGUGGGAGCGAGUGAGCUGCGGUGCUUGGCUACUGGGGCCUGGAGCGCUCCUUCUCCCAAAUGCCAAGCCAUUACCUGCACACCUCUGCUAAGCCCUCAGAACGGAACGAUGACCUGUGUCCAACCUCUGGGAGAUUCCAGCUAUAAGUCUACCUGCCAAUUCACCUGUGAUGAGGGAUUCUCUUUAUCUGGACCAGAAAGAUUGGACUGUACUCCAUCUGGACACUGGACGGGCUCCCCACCAAUGUGUGAAGCCAUCAGGUGCCCAGAGUUAUCUGCCCCAGAGCGGGGAAGUCUGCAUUGUUCUGACGUUCAUGGAGAAUUCAACGUUGGCUCCACCUGCCAAUUCUCGUGUCACAAGGGCUUUAAGCUGGAGGGGGCCAACAAUGUUAAGUGCACAGCUUCUGGAAGAUGGACAGCACUGCCACCCACCUGUGAGGGUAUAGCACCAGCUCCUACUGCAGAGGUGCGAUGCCCAGCCCUUCUCACUCCCGGCCAGGGAACAAUGUCCUGUAGGCAUCGACUGGGGAUCUUUGGUUUGAACACCACUUGCUACUUUGGAUGCAAAGCAGGGUUCACACUCCUGGGAGACAGUGCUCUCAGAUGCAGGCCGUCAGGACGAUGGACAGCAGUAACGCCAGCCUGCAGAGCUGUCAAAUGCUCCAAGCUGCACAUUACUGAGCCAAUACGGAUGAACUGCUCCAACCCCUGGGGGAAUUUCAGCUAUGGGUCAUCCUGCACCUUCCACUGUCCGGAGGGUCAGCUGCUGAAUGGCUCAGUGAGAACGGCGUGCCAAGAGAAUGGCCAGUGGUCAGCUGCCAUGCCAACCUGCCAAGCGGGGCCACUGACCAUCCAGGAAGCCCUGACAUACUUUGGGGGAGCAGUGGCUUCUACGACAGGUUUGGUGAUGGGUGGAACACUCCUGGCUCUGCUGAGAAAGCGUUUCAGACAAAAAGAUGAUGGGAAAAGCCCCUUGAACCCUCAAAGCCACCUGGGAACAUAUGGAGUUUUUACAAAUGCUGCAUUUGAUGCUAACCCUUAAGAGAGCUGUCCUUCUCUUGGUCACCUCACCCAACCUCUCAGGAUUCUAUUGUUGAAUAUCAGGCUUCCUGCUAGACUUGACUUUAACUGGAGUGGAUCUGCUGCAGUUUUCUGUAAAUAUCUUUUGAAUCAAAGACAUGGAAUUUCCUUUAGAUUAGCUCUGGACCAGAGCAGAAGGAUUAUGCCACAAGCCCAGACUCCCCCACUCACCACCCCUUCCUGCUCCGCCUCUCCACUUCCUCCAGCACAGGCCCAGCGUGAAAUAUUUCUGCAGUGGUCUGUGGGCUCUGCCCUGGCUGUCACUUGAAAGCCUAAUUAGCCAGAGACUGGAACGUCUGACUCACCAAGAGACCAGACUGUGGAGAAAUAAAAAUGCCUGUUUUUGGACCGGCGGAAGGCAUCCUCUACUUUGUUGGAAGGCACGCUGUGUCUCUGACGUGAGGGAAUUUCUGUAAGAUCUCCGGGGUCUCCGAAGCUGCUGUUUAUGAAGCCUGUGAGACCUCUGCUGUGGAAGCUUCCAGAAAGGCCUCUGGAUGGCACCAGAAGCUGCAGGAGACCGAGCAUCAAGACAGGAAGGCACAUGUCACUGUGCAGAGUCCCUCCCCCCAUCACGCUCCCCCAAAAGACCCAAAGACCAAUAUUCAAAUGUGUAAUUAAAAGGA